AUGUCUUCACAAGCCAUAUCCGAUUAUCUUGCCAAGCAGAUUUUUAUUGAGCGAAAUAUUGUAACAUAUCGAUCACUUAGUCGAGAGUUCGGUAUACACGUCAACAGUGCAAAGAAUGAACUCGCAAUGUAUCACGACAAUGCACCAUAUCAAUCACAAAGUUGUGUCGCGACAUACCUACUCAGUGGAGAGCUUUCAUCGCGCAAAAGGAGUUAUGAUGAUUUUGAGGACGUCGAUAUGGGCUUCGAGUUGACGCAGAGUGUGGACGAUGGCGAACAGGAAGAUUGUGACGGAGACGAACUUCCACGGACAACGAUUAUGGUUGUAAAUGAGCAAGACUUGGAAUCUGCGAUAGCUCCAUUUUUUGAACCACCGUCGAUCCACGUAUACAGCCUCUCUCCAGCGCCGCUUCACGAUGCCGGCCUUCUUUGCACCCCCACGGACUUCGUCCGGCAAACAGACAAUGCUAAAGGGUCGAAGCUUGCAGUCACCGUCGGCCGUGUGAUAGCUGCCAACAUACGGACGAGAGUAGGCGCGAAGAAAACUACAGCGGCCGAGUCAUUAAGGCCCAAACCACGCGUAGCCCCAGAAGCGAAGCCUCCGGUUGCGAAGGGAGUUGCACAGGAUAAGACGGAGAAAUCUAAAACCACGGCGGACAAACCCAAUGAAAAGCCCAAAGCAACAGGUAAACUUGGAUUUUUCAAGGCGAAACCAAAAGAAUCGAAGGAUGUGAAAGAGGAGAUUAAGGCGGAUGAUAAUAAGAAGCAAUUCUUCGGUGCAAAAAAGGCUGCGAAUGCACCACCUUCACAGUCUCUCAGUGUAACAAGUAAGAGUUUGGACAAAGAAAAGCCAAACAUACACUUCAAUAUCUGUCAAAUUCUAAUUGACCAAUUUAUAGAUCCACCUCAGAGGAGCCUCAAACGGAAGUCGACUGCUAAUGCUUUGUCCGACGAGGACGACGACAAGGCUACAACCUCUGCCCUACCGUCCGCCCCCUCCAAACCCAAAGAGAAGUUACGGGUCAGAAAAGGUGUUCUCUUGUCUGACGAUGAAGAACCUCCUCAAAAGGACACUCGUCGAUCGAGGCUGAGCUCGAGGGCGCAAAGCUUGGUAAAUUCGGAGGCGGAGAGGGAAGCCCACGCUUUGAUGGAUAUUGAUGAUGAGGAUGUGGUGCGGGUAACCAGAAGCGAGGUCAUAGCACGGAGAGACGAGGAUGAAGGCGAGGAUGAAGAAGAAGAAAAGCAUGAAGCAGAGGUUGACGCAGUAAAGUCAGAAGAUGUUGAAAUGGCCGAAACGUCAAAACUGAAAACAACAAGAAAAAAGAAGGAGAAGAAGGUAAUUCCAGUGGGCAAGAAUGGAUUGAAGAAGAGGAAGGUUAUGAAAACGCGCAAAGAGAUAAAGAACGGUUACAUGGUCACAGAAGAUUAUACUGACUGGGAAUCUGUUGACGAAGAAGAUAUGGAAGCAACUGUAGAUCCACCCAAAACGAAAGGGAAAGGUAGAGCCAAGGCUUCCAAAAUUGCAAAAAAAGAGCCCGAGGAGGAAGAAGAUAAUUUGGCUGCAACCAGUGAGGAAACCCAACUGGAAACCGCUGCCCCCACGAAAUUGACAGUGAAGCCCCCCGCCAAGCCAUCGAAACGGACCGCAGGCAGUUCAAAGGGAGGACAAAAGAGUUUGGCCAAUUUCUUUGGUCCUCCAAAAGCCAAGAAAAUAUAA
This is a messenger RNA of Laccaria bicolor S238N-H82, 1716 nucleotides long. RefSeq lists its product as uncharacterized. The coding region runs from base 1 to 1716 and encodes 571 amino acids. The record is from RefSeq and is a predicted model, not a curated record. NCBI's taxonomy places the organism in Eukaryota, Fungi, Basidiomycota, Agaricomycetes, Agaricales, Hydnangiaceae. The transcript is spliced from 8 exons. Gene Ontology annotation, cellular component: delta DNA polymerase complex; nucleus. Gene Ontology annotation, biological process: DNA strand elongation involved in DNA replication; DNA synthesis involved in UV-damage excision repair; nucleotide-excision repair, DNA gap filling. Gene Ontology annotation, molecular function: DNA-directed DNA polymerase activity.